CACCAACCGCCAACCCAACCCACACACAAACGCCUCUACGUACACUCUACCCACACCACCUCGCUCACUCGCUCGCUCGAUCACCGCGACCUCACUCGAUCGCUCUGAUCACCUAUGGCGGCGCGGGCGUUCGUCGCCGUGGUGGUGGUCGUCGUCGCGGCCUUAUUCGUGGGCGCAGCCUCGAGCUCGGCGGCGGCGCAGGCGGCGGUGGACACGGGGGCGGCCGCGGGGGUGCCGUCGUGCGCGUCGAAGCUGGUCCCCUGCGGCGGCUACCUCAACGCCACCGCGGCGCCGCCGCCGGCGUCGUGCUGCGGCCCGCUCAGGGAGGCCGCCGCCAACGAGACGGCGUGCUUGUGCGCCAUCCUCACCAACAAGGCCGCGCUCCAGGCGUUCGGCGUCGCGCCAGAGCAGGGCCUCCUCCUCGCCAAACGCUGCGGCGUCACCACCGACGCCUCCGCCUGCGCCAAGUCCGCCUCCUCCUCCGCCACCGCCGCCGCCGCCGCCGCCGGUGCCGGCACUGCAGGUAGCACUGCUGCUUCUUCAGCUUCCACUGGAAACGCUGCAUCUACAGCGGCCAAGCCAACGGCGAGCGGAGGCGCAACGCAUCGCCUGAGCUUGAUCAGUGCAUCGUCCUUGGUAGGCUUCAGCUUCAUCUGGUGGACGAUCAUGGCGCAGUAGUAAUUAAGAUCCAGAAGAGCAGUUUCAAGUUUGCUAGUUGGUCACUACUAUAUGAUGAGGAAGUACAUAGGAUUGUAUUGGCAAAAUUCUUUCUUCUGUAGAUUGCUGUUCUUCGCCGGUCGAUCAGUUCCUCGGUUGAAUCAGAGUUGUUUAAUUCUGUACUGUCCAAAUAAAACAUGCUUAAUCAUCUGUCCGACUUUGUUCAGUAAUAUGCCUGCUGGCUGUGUA
This is a messenger RNA of Oryza sativa Japonica Group (Japanese rice), 906 nucleotides long. Its product is annotated as non-specific lipid transfer protein GPI-anchored 9. Lineage: Eukaryota; Viridiplantae; Streptophyta; Magnoliopsida; Poales; Poaceae. The record is from RefSeq and is a predicted model, not a curated record.